CCUUCAUACCAGACGAAGGGGCGGAAACGACACAUUUCGCCGCGGAGAAGGUAGCGGAUUUGUGUUUCGGCAACAAAUCGACACAAACGUUAUUACCGUAAAGCUUCGAUAGCCGUAGCUGUUUUAUUUCGGCUCGGACGGAAGUUUUAAAACAAACCGAUUACACUGUAAGUCAUCGGAACCUGCGGGUCCCCAGGUCUACCUGAUGAGUAUGAGCCUGACUACAGAACCCUCUAACGAUGGUCCCACUGUUACAGAAGAGAGCAAAAUGACGUCCGCCGAGAAGAAGGACAAGAAGGCAGACGAUGUGGCCGAGGAAGAAGAGGAGGAGGAAGAAUAUGUGGUGGAAAAAGUCCUGAAUCGACGGGUGGUGAAAGGCAGAGUAGAGUACCUUCUUAAGUGGAAAGGCUUCUCUGAUGAAGAUAACACGUGGGAGCCAGAAGAAAACCUGGACUGUCCAGAUUUGAUUGCAGAAUUUCUGCAGUCCCAGAAAUCAGCGCACGAUGGAAAGAGGAAGGCGGCUGGAGAAACGGAAGGAGACGACAGCAAAUCAAAGAAGAAGAAAGAUGAUACAGAGAAGCUAAGGGGCUUUGCUCGAGGUCUGGAUCCAGAAAGAAUUAUUGGUGCGACCGAUUCCACAGGAGAACUCAUGUUCCUCAUGAAAUGGAAAAAUUCAGAUGAAGCGGACCUGGUGCCGGCCAAAGAGGCCAACGUCAAGUGUCCGCAGGUGGUCAUCUCUUUCUACGAAGAACGGCUCACCUGGCACUCGUACCCCUCCGAAGACGAGAAAAAGGAUGACAAAAACUAGCACAUGGUGAAGGGGCAGGGGAUUUAGUGUACUUUCCACGAGGGGUGGGGGGUGGGGAAGGAGGAAGGGGACAGGCCAGAGACAAGCAAGACAUCCCGGACUCAUUGGUCUUUCUGGCGUAGUGUCACUCAUUCGAUCCCACUUUUUUCCAGAUCACAUCUCUGUGUAAAUAUCCUUCAGAUUUGCUUGACAAAAACCAGCUCAAAGGAAAUGUAAACCGAAGCAGCGUUAAUUUUCCCCAUCACCAGGCUUUCACCAUCCCUUCCACAUCUGGCUCAUCUUGCUAUGACAUCGUAUCAGUGAGGUGAUGUUCUCAUUUCUUUAGCGUGCCCUCGUUUUUACUCGGUUCAUCGGUGCUCUCCAGGACAAUAACUGUGUUCAUCUUAGCUGUUUCCUUAGCACCCAUUUGAUGUACGCUUUUGAAAGACUUCUGUAAUAAUUUGUUCUUUGGUAAUCUUUGUAGUGUUUGUCACGUCUUGCUUGUCGCUUUUGGAGAAUAAACCACUUUUUGUUA
Molecule: messenger RNA, 1322 nt
Organism: Archocentrus centrarchus (flier cichlid)
Lineage: Eukaryota; Metazoa; Chordata; Actinopteri; Cichliformes; Cichlidae
Gene: cbx1b
Product: chromobox homolog 1b (HP1 beta homolog Drosophila)
Exons: 6
Coding region: 206-808 (200 amino acids)
Cellular component (GO): nucleus
Source: RefSeq, a predicted model, not a curated record